UGUUUAAACUUUCUAAUGUCGAGAGAAUAUAUAACACGCUAGGUAACAAAUCCGUCAAUGUAUUAUCACGUUUGGUAAAGGUUUUAACUAUGUGUUAUUUUGGGGUGAAACCGAGUGAGUGAAGAACGUGUUAAAACAUUUUUUUUACAAGUCACAUAACUAGACUUUGGGUUUAUCUGAGUGUAUGUACAUAAUUUAGUCAAAGUCAUUUCAUAAAGAUUCCAUUUAUUUAAGUUCGUUUUUACAUGUUAUUGGUUUUGUGUAAAAUGUUUGAGAGCUGGUAAAUAAGCCUCGUCCGAACCACCCUGUUCUCGCGAGUUUACAUAAUCUGUUUCGUUAAUGAAAACUCGCGAGAUCAGGAUGGUUCGGACGAGGCAAGUCAAAUGGCGGGAACGAUUUCGGUGGUCUUUCUAUGAGUUUAUUCGUGGUGAAAUGGCGACAUGAGGCUGUGUGAUAGUGUCAAAAUAGAGGGAAGCUAACUGAAGUUAACCUUCACCAUUUGGAGAGAGAGGCCAACUGCAUGGAAUGGCGUCGAUUAAUGCAAUGAAUAGGAGCACGUGUCAAACUCAUUGCAUGGAGGACCAAGUGUCUACCGACUCAGAUUAAGUCUGAGGCCAGUAACAUCAACAGUGAGGACAAACUCAGCCUGCCUCCUUCCACACUGAGUAGAAACCUACAGUCACUGGGUCCUGAUUGUGACAGUGGAGCCCAGUUUGCUCUGCAGGAUCCAGAGAUGGCAUCAGUGAAGCUGGAAGACUGCAGUCAAACACUGGAGCUGAAUGUCAACAUUAAAGAUGAAGAAGAGGAGGAGAAGAUUAGGACAACUGUUAGUCACGGAUACCAUGUUGAGACAUUCUCCACAUCCAGAGAGCAACAGCAGGAAGAUCAGAGAGCUAAGAGGUCUCAUCACUGCCCACAUUGUGAAGAGACUUUCCCAUUUCUAUCAAAGCUAAAAAUACACCUAAAAAUACACACAGGAGAGAAGCCUUACUCCUGCUCUGACUGUGGAAAAUGUUUUAAAACAUUAGGUCAUAUAAAGGUUCACCAGAGAACACACACAGGAGAGAUGCCUUAUUCCUGCUCUGACUGUGGAAAACGUUUUAAAACAUCAAAUGAGCUAAAGGUUCAUCAGAGAUCACACACAGGAGAGAAGCCUUACGUCUGCUCUGACUGUGGGGCGAGUUUCUCUCAGCUGGGCAACUUAAAAACACACCAACGUAUACACACAGGAGAGAUGCCUUAUUCCUGCUCUGACUGUGGAAAACGUUUUAAAACAUCAAAAGAGCUAAAAGUUCACCAGAGAACACACACUGGAGAGAAGCCUUAUUCUUGCUCUGACUGUGGAAAACGUUUUAAAACAUCAAAAGAGCUAAAAGUUCACCAGAGAACACACACUGGAGAGAAGUCUUUCUUCUGCUCUGACUGUGGAAAAUGCUUCAAAACAUCAACUUAUCUAAAAGUUCAUCAGAGAACACACACAGUAGCGAAGCCUUAUUCCUGCUCUGACUGUGGAAAAUGUUUUCGAACAUUAUAUGAUAUAAAAGUUCAUCAGAGAAUACACACAGGAGAGAAGCCUUAUUCCUGCUCUGACUGUGGAAAACAUUUUAAAACAUCAAAAGAGGUAAAAGUUCAUCAGCGAACACACACAGGAGAGAAGCCUUAUUCCUGCUCUGACUGUGGGGCGAGUUUCUCUCAACUUUCCCAUUUACAAUCACAUGAACGUGUACAUACAGGGGAGAAGCCAUACUCCUGCUCUGUCUGUGGAAAAUGUUUUAAAAAAUCAAAUGGGCUAAAAGUUCAUCAGAGAACACACACAGGAGAGAAGCCUUUCUUCUGCUCUGACUGUGGGGCGAGUUUCUCUCAACUUUCCCAUUUACAAUCACAUGAACGUGUACAUACAGGGGAGAAGCCAUACUCCUGCUCUGUCUGUGGAAAAUGUUUUAAAAAAUCAAAUGGGCUAAAAGUUCAUCAGAGAACACACACAGGAGAGAAGCCUUUCUUCUGCUCUGACUGUGGGGCGAGUUUCUCUCAACUUUCCCAUUUACAAUCACAUGAACGUAUACAUACAGGAGAGAAGCCUUUCUUCUGCUCUGACUGUGGGGCGAGUUUCUCUCAACUUUCCCAUUUACAAUCACACGAACGUAUACAUACAGGAGAGAAGCCUUUCUUCUGCUCUGACUGUGGGGCGAGUUUCUCUCAGCUGGGCACCUUAAAAACACACCAACGUAUACACACAGGAGAGAAGCCUUAUUCCUGCUCUGACUGUGGAAAAUGUUUUAAAACAUCAACUGAGCUAAAAGUUCACCAGAGAACACACACAGGAGAGAAGCCUGCUUACGUCUGCUCUGACUGUGGAACUAGUUUCUCGCAACUUUCCAACUUAAAAUCACAUGAACGUAUACAUACAGGGGAGAAGCAUUACUCCUACUCUGACUGUGGAAAAUGCUUCAAAACAUCAACUGUGCUAACAGUUCAUCAGAGGACAGACACAGGAGAGAAGCCUUAUUCCUGCUCUGACUGUGUAAAUGCUUCACAACAUCAACUAAGCUAAAAGUUCAUCGGAGAACACGUACAGGAGAAAAGCCUGCUUACGUCUGCUCUGACUGUGGAACUAGUUUCUCGCAACUUUCCAACUUAAAAUCACAUGAACGUAUACAUAAAGGGGAGAAGCCAUACUCCUGCUCUGUUUGUGUAAAAUGCUUCAAAACAGCAACCGAGCUAAUAGUUCAUCAGAGAACACACGCAUGAGAGAAGCCUGCUUACGUCUGCUCUGACUUUUGGGUGAGUUUCUCUCACCAUAGCAACUUAACACACCAAUGUAGUCACACAGGAGAGAAGUCUUACUCCUGCUCUGUAGAAGGGUGGGCGUGUAACUCAAACUUCUAGCCAAAGGCUGCUGUGUUUAGAAUCUCAUCAAGGAGGACUGUAGCAUUUUAGCUAAUCAGCAACUACUUACUACUUUUUAGCUAUUACUUAGCAUGUUAGCAUAUCAUACAUAUUACAAGUUCGUAACAUAUUGUAUGAAUAGCAAUGCGUAAAAUAACGUAAGAAUUGUAAUUCGUAACAUACGAUACAUCCUAGAAGUCGUAUUAUACUGAACAAUUUAAACACAACAAUUUCAAAGAUGUAUAGUUUGUAUAAGGAAAUCAGUCAUUUUAAAUAAGAGGCCAUAAUCUAUGGAUUUCACAUGACUGGGCAGGGGCUCCGCCAUGGGUGGGACUUGGGAGGGCAUAGGCCCACUUGGGAGCCAGGCCCAUUCAAUCGGCAUGAGUUUUUCCCCACAAAAGGUCUUGAUUACAGACAGAAAUACUACUCAGCCCCCUCCCAGACAAUCCUGCAGGCGAAGAGGUCCUGGGCUGCCGUGGUUACAUGUGAUCUGCAGUUGUGAGGCCGGUUGGAUGUACUGCCAAAUUCUUUAAAAGGACGUUAGAGGUGGCUUAUGGUAGAGAUAUACAUAUUGAAUUCUCUCCUGCAGUCAUCAUGCAAUUGCACAUUCCCUGAACUUGAGAUAUAUGUGACAUUGUGUUGUGUGGCCUUUUAUUGUCCCCCAGCACAAGGUGCACUUGUGUAAUGAUAAUGCUGUUUUAUCAGCAUCUUGAUAUGCCACACCUGUCAGGGGGAUGGAUUAUCUUGACAAAGGCUGAAAUGCUCACGAACAGGUAUGUAAACAAAGUUGUGCACAACAUUUGAGAGAAAUUAGCUUUUUCUGCACAUGGAACAUUGCUGGAACGUUUUAUUUCAGCUCAUGAAACCAAAGCUUUACAUGUUUAGUUUAUAUUUUAGUUCAGUUUAUAUCGGUAUUGUAAUGUAACCUAACAUACUAAAUGGAGUGGCACGGAAGUUUUUGUAAUACAUAAUACGUUUUGCUCUGAGACCAAGUUGUCCCUCUGCAGUAUUCUGUGGGAAGGAGCUAGUAGACACUUCUUUAAAAAACACAUUUUUGGAACCUUUAUUUAACUAGGCAAGUCUGUUAAGAACAAAUUCUUAUUUACAAUGAUGGCCUAGGAACAGUGGGUUAACUGCCUUGUUCAGAGGCAGAACAACAGAUUUUUACCUUGUCAGCUCGGGGACCUUUUGGUUACUGGCCCAACGCUCCAACCACAAGUCUACCUUCCGCCCCUAACAUGUAUCAGAUAGAGAUGGUGUGAUGAUCACUUUUCACCACUAGUUUGGGGGGAUUAUUUUACAACUUUAUUUAAUGAUACACAGUUUAUGAAAUUAAUCCAUGUGUUUAUUAAUUGUCUUUCAAACUAGAUGAGUUAUUUUAGUUACUGAUCAUGAAUGUGUUUGGAUAACUGCAUUGAAGCAAACUUUAUUGAUCUGCCAAUGAAAAAUAAAGUUACAUGAAUAUGUACUGGUCAACCUCUUCUUCUCUUUAGUAUUCAGUUCUUCAUAUUAGAUCUGACAGUAUGAAUGGUUCUUAUGGUUGUAUUCAGUUCUUCAUAUUAGAUCUGACAGUAUGAAUGGUUCUUAUGGUUGUGUUCAGUUCUUCAUAUUAGAUCUGACAGUAUGAAUGGUUAUUAUGGUUGAAAAGUACAUUCAUCUUUAGAUAGCCAUGUGAGUGUUGGAGGAAAUUAUAGUUGAAAUGAUUAAUUAUGUAUACAUUUAUUUAAGAACCAUUUAUUUUAAUACUAUUAUGUUAUGGUAUGAAAUGUAUGGGUUCUUGGUUAAGCUGUUACUGAAAAUAUAAGUAAAACAAAUGAAUUGUCUGUACCUUGCGGGAAAGGGAGAAGGAGGGCAUAUAUCUUUUCUGACAGAUAAGAAUGGUCUUUGAUGUUCCAUUAGUGGAGGAGAAGAUGUCUUUUAGACAGAUUGGAAUGUUUGUUUUAUGAGGGGAGUAGAAGAAGAUAUCCAGACCUGAAGACACUGCGCUAUUGUGUGGAUCGGAGAGGGUGUGAGAAGCUGAUGUCAUUUUAUGUUGUCUCUUUAAAAUGUAAGGUUCUUUGUAUUUUUGGUCAGUACUCUCUUGAAAUAAACGCUGUUACCUGAGUUUAA
Oncorhynchus nerka (sockeye salmon) is the source of this 4995-nucleotide messenger RNA. RefSeq names its product zinc finger protein 624-like. The coding region runs from base 734 to 2551 and encodes 605 amino acids. Gene Ontology annotation, biological process: regulation of transcription by RNA polymerase II. The transcript is spliced from 3 exons. Gene Ontology annotation, cellular component: nucleus. Gene Ontology annotation, molecular function: RNA polymerase II cis-regulatory region sequence-specific DNA binding; DNA-binding transcription factor activity, RNA polymerase II-specific. The record is from RefSeq and is a predicted model, not a curated record. Lineage: Eukaryota; Metazoa; Chordata; Actinopteri; Salmoniformes; Salmonidae.